GCCGGGCACAAAGAUCCCGAUUAUAAUCUCAUGUGGACAGGAUCACACUUGAAGCCCUACCUGCUGCGUUCCCUUACAGAUAUCCAGAAAGUGAAUCAUUUUCCCAGGUCAUAUGAGCUGACACGAAAGGACAGGCUUUACAAGAAUAUCUGUCGUAUGCAGCUGUCCCAUGGAUUCAAGAUGUUCCAUAUCUUACCUCAGACCUUUAUCCUCCCAGCAGAGUACCAGGAGUUCUGCAGUACCUACUCUAAGGACAGAGGCCCAUGGAUAGUGAAGCCUGUGGCCUCUUCCAGGGGUCGAGGUGUCUACCUGAUAAACAAUCCAAAUCAGAUUGUACUGGAAGACAACAUCCUGGUUUCUCGUUACAUCAACAACCCCCUGCUCAUAGAUGGUUUCAAAUUUGAUGUGCGCCUGUAUGUUCUGGUUACAUCCUAUGAUCCACUUGUCAUCUAUCUCUAUGAGGAAGGAUUGGCCAGGUAUCUCCAUAUGAGAUGGGAAGAAGUCCUGUCUUGCUUGGUGCCUGCUGAGAGAAUGGGCCUUGACACAUGGUAGUAGUUCAUAGGGAAAUGUCUCUGUUUUCAGGAUGCUUCUCCAUAGCCUCUUUCUUACCUAACCUGCAAGAUUUGGGUAGCCACAGUUCAGAGCCUAAGUGGCUUGAAGGGCAUUAAUCCAGUGGGAAUUUGUUAGUCAUAUUUACACUGAAAUUAAAAAAUAGAUUGGGAAAUGGAAGGAAAAAAAAAAAAAAAAAAAGCAACAGUGAGCUGAAAACCAAGAUUUCUUGCAAAGGCCCCCAAGGAGCAGCAGCUGGGGGGGGGGAACCUUCCAGGGUGACUUGAGACAGAGUGGCAUCUGGGCUUCCCAGUGCUGCCACGAGCAGCCUUCCUGCUGCCUGAGCUCCCACCAGCCCAUAAACCGUUGACACGUGGGUUUAAUGUUUGGUAAUUACUGUUUGUAUAUAUAUUAAGCAUGAUGUAGUGAUGUAGAAUAAGGGGCACCAGCUCACAUAGCCUAGGACAGGCUCUGUACCUGCCCCAAAUCUGGCUCAGCUCCCUUUGCUGGAAAGGCACUUGUAGGCUACUCCAGCUCUGCCCCAACAGAGAUGCUGGAAGUCACUAACCCUGCACAUCUGGGGGCUGUCCAGGCUCUGUCUCCCUGCACCCUGUGGCUGCCCACCAUGGGGACACCAUGAAGCUGUGGGAUGUGGAAAAUAAGCUCAACCUGGGAACCAAACACAAAUACAAUUGCUGUCACGGCAACUGUCUCCAGAUGCACGGAGAGACCAAUUAUUUCCAUUAAUCAACAUGGUGAGAAGCUGCAGAAGAGGCUCAUAAUGCAGAUGAGGUUUGGAUGCUGAGGGGAGGGAGGAGCCCUGGAAAAGCUCAGUUGUCAAGGAACCCUGUGAUGUUUCCCAUAGUGGAGGAUAACAACUGGCAUCCUUGUGCAGCCAACGUGAGGCUGGAGUGUGAGCCAGGCCAGCACUGAGUGACGCUAAUGAAGCGGUGUCAGUGUGUGCUGGGGGGAGCUGAGUAGUGUUUCCUGCUCCCCUGGGACUGCUGCAGCAUGUCAGCCUGCCCUAGGGGUUGUCUGACACUGUGAAACCCUGCCAGGGCAUCUCCUGUGUCUGCUGGGAGCCAGGUGAUGAACAGGGGGGCUGGAGCUGCAGAGGUACUGUGGGACAGCAGGGACAGGGGGGUGGGUCCCUGUGGCCAGGACGUGCUGAAGGGCAGAAAGGAGGGAGAAGCUAAACACAAGGUGUGUCAGGUCCUAACCCCUACAGGAGCCCAAGCCAAACAUUAAAUCAUAGGCUAAGUAGUGAGUUACCAGUGCUCAAAUGAUCUUCAUACUGCAAAAUGAGGCCAAAGUAAACUUUGGAUCUGCUUUACACACCAAGCCUCCAUCUCCCUGCUGUAAAUCCUCCCCUGCUACGUGAAUGACAUUUUUCCACCAAGUUCUGGAGAACCCUAAAAGUUCUGUUCUUGAAUUCUUGCAGUGCAUGGAGAUGUUGUGAUGUCAAACAGUAUCACCCAGUUUCUGGCACUAACCUAAGCUCAAGUGCAUGGGAGGGUCUUGGGCCAUGGAGAGGUCUGGUAGGCACUGGCACAGGUCUAAAAAUACUCCCUAAUCCUGAUAACCCAGCCAUGGAGCCCUCCUGCUUUGAUGUGCAACUUCUCAUGCAUGUUCCCAGACCAGAGGCCAUGGAAAAUUCACUGAAAUUCCAUCUGGAAGCUGUCAGACAGUUGGUGGAAACCCCCUGACCUCAAGUGCUGACUUCUGCCCUGUGGGAUUUUUUCCCUCUCAGCUGGAUGAGGAUCUCACAGCGGGGAACCUCGCAGCAGACCGCAGGGAGCACAGAGAUCCUGAUGCUGCUGCCUCUGUGCUCUACCAGGCUCCCUCUACAGCGAACUGUCUUAUGCUGUAAAUAUUUUACAAGCCCAGCAGGGAUACUGGGUGUGUUUUGCUGUUGUUAUGGAUCUGUCCCCAGCAGGACUGCGCUAAUAAUAGCCCAGGUACCCAGGAAUGAAAGGGGGAGAGACACAGCAUGGAGAGCUUGAAGGCACCAAAAUGCUCUGUGCCCUUGUCCAUGCAGGUCUGCAGUACAGGGAGAUGUGGGAUGUGAUGCUUAAACAGAAGAAAAGGGUCAAACCCCUCUUCCCCUGCUGAUCUUUGGUAAAAGGUGGAAAUUCCAACCCAGAAACACAGCCAGGUUUAGAUUGGCUUUGGGGGCUUUAUGCUUCCCAGGGGCAAAAGGCAGCAGUUUGAUCCUUGGCUUGGACACCAAGAGAGCAGGAGCUGGCCUUGUGAGAGAUCCUGUUCCAGCCAGAGCCCAGCCAUAGGCACAGAGCUGUUGGCCCCAACGGUCAUUUGCAACGGGCAGCAGCAGCAGCAGCAGCAGCAGCAGCAGCAGCAGAGAUGUAAGUGUGGGGCUCCAGUCCCUCAGGACUUGGGCUUAACAUCCCUCUGCCAGCCCUUGCUGGCUGUGGUCAUUGGGAUGGUGUUGGAAAUAAUCCAAGUAAUUUUGUCAGGACGGUAUCUCUGAUAAAAGCAGAAUUUAUUCGCGAUUGCAAUGGCGGGCGCCCCACAAGUAGGAGCGCGCCUAUGGACACAACAUGACAGCCUUUAUACCCUGUUUUCUCCCCCUUGCCUUCCCCCUCCCCUGUUUCCCCACUGGCUGGGUACUCCAGGUUCACAAUCCUAUCAGAAGGUUUACAUUUGUUAUUUACUUGUUAAUUUAUUUGUCAUCCUGUUGUUUCCAAGCUGUCUCGGUGCUCUCCUUGUCCUAUUGAUAUGGUGAUUUUCCUUAAAGUCAUCAUCGUUAAACAAAGAGCACUGGGGGAUGAUGCAGGCCUUCCCAAUGUCUCUUCAGGGGCUUCCUCGGGCAUGCCAUGACUUGUUCUUUGGUUUGCUCUCCUGCAGGAUAUUCUUGCAGUGUAUGUGACAAAAUAUACAUAUAUACACCUAUAUACAGAGUGUGCGUUCCUGGGAAGGUGAUCUUCCCCAAGUUAAGUAGAAGGACUCCCAAAAAGAACUAUGACAGCGGAGAUUAUAAAAUAAAAAUAAUAUUAUACAAUUCUAAUGCAGAAACAACAUUUGAUCCCCACAAUGAUCCUCAGGUGCCACAGGAAUGGAGACAUCUUUGUGUGGCUCCAGAAUCAGUGGUAGGCACAGGCUGCUCCGUGCUGCCCAUCGCCUGGGUGUUUAGGAAGAAAGAUACGGCCCCAUUCCCCACUGUGUAAAGGGAAACAAGGUGGGCUCAGGUGGUUCUUGGGGCCAAGCGAUGCCAAGAAGCCACUGCUGUGUUGAACCUUCCCACCUCCUCCCUUACAGCCCCUGCUGUGCUGUGCUGGCUGCCCUAGGGGUGAGGAUAUCCAAGCAGAACUUGAAGGCCCUUUACCAUGUCGUGCCACCUGUGCCACAGAGAGCUGAACAGAGUUUCCUCUGACACAAAAGUCUUCUGCAGUUUGUGCAAAGCCAGGUUAGAAGAAGAGCAAAAUUCUGAGGAAAGCCUGAGGAUUUUGAAGGAGCAUAGAGAUGCGAUGGAGGUAGAGUCCAGCACGUACACAGACUUCAUUUCCUGCGACAGGGCUGGCCGGAGGAACGCUGUCCAUGACAUCCAGCGGGAUGCAAACACCAUCAGCAUGCGCAAGCUGACCAAGGACAUCGGCGAGCUCAGCGUCGAAGGGGCAGAGAGUGAAGAAGCCAGCACCUCUUCUGAGAGAGACCCUGCAGCAAGACCAAAGGAGCAAGAGAGCAAAUCCUCCCCAUGAGAGCGCACAGGGGGUGGGAUGGGGCUGCAGGAGGGGCUUGCUGUGAACGUUAAGCAAGAAUUUGUUAUUGAAUCUGUGGACAAAAGCCAACCAGGACCAGCAAGAUGUCUGUCACAUGCCUCUGCUGCAACCUUUUUGUUUCAAGAGCUGCAAGAUACUGCACAAGGACUGGCACCUCCAAAAGACUUCUGCUCCCAUCCCUGAUGACUUAGAGCAACACUGCAGUGUUUGUAGUGAUAUGAGCCAUUCUCAAGAUGCCUUAGCUGCAAUUUUCCCCUAUGGGAAAAAAAUAUUUCAGUAAUAAUAUACACUUUCCUGUCCGAGGUACCUUCCCCCUUUGCAAAUUUAGACUAUUAUUUAUUCUGUUUCUGUAGGUUAGAGGUUUAGAUGAUUGUUUUCUCCACGCACUGCCCUCAUCCUGCAUCUCACCCCUGAGCUGGCCUCUGGAGCAGGGCGGGCAGCAGCAGGCACCUGCCAGCCCUGCACCUCUGGCCAGACCCAUGCAGCCCUGGGAAGGACCAAAGCACAGCCCCACGUGGAUGAGCUCCACUGACAGACCCAGCAGCAUCAGCAUCUUUUCCUUUGGGUUUUAGCGUUUUAAGGUAUUGUUAAGGGGGGGAGGAGGGAGGGAGAAACAUUUUGCUGUUUGGACUGUUGAAAUUCAGGCUUAACUUUGCAAGCUGUUAGCUGAGAUUAUCUCUGGUAGGAUCUCACACCAUUCUUUUAGGAGACAUGUUUUGUGUUAAAGACGGUUUGAUAAAACUAUAUAAGCUGUUGGAAUAAACAACACAGCCUUUAAGUACUGAA
Messenger RNA from Lagopus muta (rock ptarmigan), 5072 nucleotides. Its product is annotated as cAMP-dependent protein kinase inhibitor gamma-like. The record is from RefSeq and is a predicted model, not a curated record. Bases 3894 to 4265 code for a protein of 123 amino acids. Gene Ontology annotation, biological process: negative regulation of cAMP-dependent protein kinase activity. Lineage: Eukaryota; Metazoa; Chordata; Aves; Galliformes; Phasianidae. Gene Ontology annotation, molecular function: cAMP-dependent protein kinase inhibitor activity. Gene Ontology annotation, cellular component: cytoplasm; nucleus. The transcript has 3 exons.